Molecule: messenger RNA, 468 nt
Organism: Dracunculus medinensis (Guinea worm)
Lineage: Eukaryota; Metazoa; Nematoda; Chromadorea; Rhabditida; Dracunculidae
Source: the annotation of a GenBank genome assembly
AUGGAUUUGGAUGUGAGCGGUGAAAACUAUGUUAACGAUACUUCAGUGGAAAUGGCAUGGGCUUGCAAGGCAGUUGAACGUGCGCAUAUUCAUAUGAAUUUAAUUCUGAAUAGUGAUACUACGAAUUUAACUCUUCAUAAACUUCAAGAUUCUCUUUAUAAUGAAUUUCGACGCCUAUUUCCCGAAAUGAACGUGGAAACCGUAAGUGUCUCUGAAGUGGAAUUAAAAGGAACGAAUAAAGAAAUUUGGCGUAAUUACUGUGAAUUUUUCAAAGAAACGGUUGACGAAUACAAUUUAGGAACAAUUUUAAGAAUUCGUGCAGACGGUGCAUAUAGUGAAGAAAAUAGUAUAAUUGUACCUAAGGCGAUAUUUUUGGCGAUAGAGAUUGCUCGAAAUAAAGAAGGUAUCAAUGGUAAAUUGAAACAAAAAAUUAUAGAAGAAAAUAAACAGGUCAAUUUGGGCAUCUAA